Magallana angulata is the source of this 1117-nucleotide messenger RNA. RefSeq lists its product as uncharacterized. The transcript is spliced from 4 exons. The coding region runs from base 81 to 1007 and encodes 308 amino acids. The record is from RefSeq and is a predicted model, not a curated record. Lineage: Eukaryota; Metazoa; Mollusca; Bivalvia; Ostreida; Ostreidae.
UAUGGAUCAACAUUGAUUUCAUAAAAUUCGUUAUUUCAAAACCUGUAACAUAGAUAUCUCUCGUUUUAGACUACAGAAUAAUGGAUUCAAAGUCAGAUUUCAGACAAGGUCAAACAAGCAUUUCGGAAAACUCCUGUACAGUGGAACGGAAUAUUCCAGGCAUGGAUAAAAAGAAAGCAAACAAUAUCAUUACAAAAUGGAAAAUGCAUCCAAAGAAUGACAUCGUCGGAUGGGAAGACAGAAGGCGCCUUGCAUUAGAACGACAUAUCAAACGAAAACGAAAGAGGCGGCCAUAUGUGAAAAGGAAAAUUCAACUGGAUGCAACAGAGCAUGCUUUUAGCAAGAAUCUACCAGAUCAAGAAGGAAAGAAGCAAGACGUUCCUGGAAUGCUAGAGAAAGCGGAUGAGAAGUUAGAAGUGGAGCUAAUAGAAGAUUCUACCGAGAAACAACUUGGCAAUGCUGAUUGUCAUGAGGUGGACAAUGGUUUGAAUGUGGAUAAAAUGGAACUUUGCCAUGUGAUGAAAGACAAUAUAAAUGAAAAAGCAAAGAAGGAUUCACCAAGAAGGAAUGCAGGCAAUGAGAAGCGACAAAAAGUUGUAAAACUGAAUAAAUUAAUGGACAAUUUGCUAAACAAAAUAAAAUGGGAAACUAUCACCAACGCAAAAGUUGAACAGGAAUCGAGGAGUCAGUGUGAAGAAAAAUUAUCCGAAAAUGAAAAGGAGGGGCCAACUAAGGACGGCAUAGAGGCAUGUUGGCGGAAUAGUGAUCAGAAUACUGGAACUCUCGGGGAGAUGGGAGAGGAGAACAUUCUGAAUGACAGACAUCUUGAGAAGCCUACCCAAACCGAGAAAAAAGAGCGUACAAAUGCUACUGACAGUGAAAGCAGAAUGGCCGAGAUAAGAGAGGAUGAUGGAUAUGAAGAAGAUGAUGAUGACGAUGGUUUCAUGCCAAGGAAGUUAUUUUUCUUCAGUUUUGAUCAUUUUAAGAAAGAAGAGCCACUUGCAUAAAGGGAAGAGCGUCUGGUGAACCAAAAGAAGGAUAAACUAAACAUAUUGUCGUUUUUUUUUCAAUAAUAUAACGAGCAUUGUAACUAAGUAAUAAAAAUUCUAGUUUACCC